Notolabrus celidotus (New Zealand spotty) is the source of this 6106-nucleotide messenger RNA. RefSeq names its product supervillin d (gene svild). The record is from RefSeq and is a predicted model, not a curated record. Gene Ontology annotation, molecular function: phosphatidylinositol-4,5-bisphosphate binding; actin filament binding. Lineage: Eukaryota; Metazoa; Chordata; Actinopteri; Labriformes; Labridae. Gene Ontology annotation, biological process: actin filament severing; cytoskeleton organization; barbed-end actin filament capping. Gene Ontology annotation, cellular component: actin cytoskeleton; cytoplasm.
UCAGCCAGCAGCAGCACUCAGCGCCCUGCCGCCGCCUCCCCACUCUGCUGCAUGGGCAGGAGAGAGCCGUGUCUCACUGUAGCUUCAGUUUCAGUGAUAAAUAAGGAAAGACAACCAGACACACUCCUGAGGAAGAGAAGAGUAUGCUUACGUGCAUUGCUUUCUGACAUCGGCGUCGAGGAAACGCUCUGAACGUUAGUCUGUGACGUGCUGCUGCGGUUAAACGUUAGCAGGAACUCUUCAAAACAUCACGUAUGCUGACUUUUAAUGUUCAAACCACCAAGUUCUGUGGUUGUAGUUUGUUUAAACAGCUGCCUGACACGCACUUCCGUGGAUGUUACGUUGAGACGCCAGUUUAAGACCUCCUUGAAGAAUUGCAGAACUGGGAUGAUUUUGAUGGAGUAAGACACUUCUGCCAAAAGGAGAUCUACUUGCCUGGGUUUUGGACGAUUAAGUAGCAGCAUCAUCUUCUCGCCCGCACUGAAUAUUGAAAAUGGAUGGAAUAGACACCUUACAGAGCUCGGCCCCAGAAACCAAAGCUGAGCGAAUCGCUCGCUACAAAGCAGAAAGGAGGAGGGAGCUCGCAGAGCGCUACGGCAGCACAGACGAAUUCACCUCCAAAUAUGUACGCAGGGAUCGGAAGAUUGGUGACACAGCUGAAACUCUGUCUUCGGAUACCAAAGAGAAGGACAUAUAUGAGGAUAAUGCAUCAGAGAAAACUUACACCAGAAGAGGCCUCAGGGGUAGAGGGGCCGAGGAGCACGCUGAAGAUGAACCCACACAGGAAAAAGAGGAUAUCAGUCACCUCAAAGCAAACACAGAAACUGUCUCAUCCACCAAGAUAUCCUCUCAAUUCAGGCUGCUGGAAACUGAUGACACAGAGGAGCCAAAGGUUGAAGAGGUGACUGAGGAAUCAGCCAAGAGAACUUCCAAGACAUCUCUCUUCAAGGACCAGGAGGGGACGGAGGAUGGAAGUAGGGGCCAACGUGCUAACGACAGAGUGAAGUGUCAGCUGAUGAGCAGUGAAGACAGGGAGUCCUCCACCAGCAGAAACAAAGCAAUGGAUGACAACGACUCCACAGAUGGACCUGCGAGGAAGGAGCAGUGUGAAAAUGCUGCCACUGCAGAAGAAGAAGAAGAAGAAGAAGAGUCCUCAGAUGUCGGCAAGAACAGAGACGCCUCCCCCCCUCCCUCUCCCUCUCCCUCCUGCCAGCCGGGCUCCCUGCAGCGCCAAGACUCUGGGCCUCGGGGCAUCAAGGGAAUCCUAAAGAAAAGCCGCUCCACCAGCCUGGAGUCUGACCAAAGCGAGGGCUCAACGACGGAGCGCGUGCCCCCUGCCCGCCAGAGCAGCAUAACCCUCAGUCACCAUGAGAGCGAGGAGGAAGAGGAGGAGGAGGAGAUGGACGAGAUGGACGAGGAGGAGGAGAUAGAGGAGGAGGAGGAGGAGGUUGAGGAGGAGGUGGAGGAGGAGGAGGAGGUGAAUGGGGACAGUGACAGAGAGGAUGAAUCAUUCACUGAGGAAAUCACAGAUGGAGGGAGCUUCAGCAUUGACACACAGCAGAGAGGGGGAAGCUGCAGCAGCAGCGGAGGGAGCUUUGAGGAGAUGCGGAGUCCCUCGCCAGUCGAGAGCUUGGAGCGGACGUCCUCGGUGUCGGAGGAUGUUGAUGAGCUGGAGAGCAGUUUGGAUGGAAGCCUGGGCUCAGGAGUCAAACAAAGACUGAUGGAUAUUAAUACUGAUGCUGAGAGGAAGGUCAGACUGAAGAAAUCCAGAGCAUCUGAUACGAUCCAAACACCACUAUCUGAUCGCUUUGGUCAGCUUCAAGAUGCUGAAAACGCCUGGAGGAAAAAGAAGUCCAACGUGGACGUGGGGCCAAAGAUGUCGCUGGCAGAGAGGAUGAAGAUCCUUAAAGACAAGGAGGAGCAGUGGAAGAACAAAGGCAAAGGAGCAGCCAAUGACUCAAGCCAGUUCACUGUGGCCGGACGCAUGGCCAAGAGAGGUCUUAUGUCAGACACCGGAAAAGAGGAGUCUCCUCUCAUCGCUCUCAAAAAGUGUAAUGCCACACCUGUAAAGCCUCAUGAAGAAAUCUCCAGCAGAACUGAUGUGAAGGUGGAGGGAGACAAAAGGCUGGACAAGCUUGAGUCUUUCCUUGAUAAGCUCCACAGUAAAGGCGUGAGUCAAAGCAAGCAAUCCACCAUCGAAGUGACAGCACAGGUUGAAAAAGAAGUGAUGACCCUGGAUGAUGACGAGACGUUCGGCAACUUCUACAAAUCUGUCUCCCCUGUGUCGCUCCAGGACACCAGCCUGGUUUUGACAGAAGAGGACCUCAGUCUGAUCCAGGCUAAUACACCAAAGCUCGAUUCAGCCGUAGCAGAACACAAGCGAGCAGUGCGACCAGCCAGAAGGAACCAGGGCUCAAGGAACCCUCUGCGGGCUCUGGCUGCCCGCAACGACAUCCGACAGGUCUACACCGAGCAGAGGCUUAACGUGGCCACAGUGGAGACCAAGAGGAUCCAAGUGGAGAGGAUGGCAAAACACGCCAGAUCAAACUUGGCAGAUGUUGCCUUGGCAGGUCUCGCCAGCAAAGAGAACUUCCGCAAGGUCAACCUACGCAGCGUCAAGUCCACGGAUGUUGUGACCAACAACAGUGCUCUGCCUUUCAAGAAGCUCAUGCUCAUUCGCAUUAAAGGUCGGCGGCAUGUACAAGUGCGCCUCAUGGAGCCAACAGCCAACUCGCUUAACAGUGGAGACUGCUUCCUCCUCAUAACGCCAAAACACUGCUACAUGUGGAGCGGAGAGUUUGCAAACGUCAUUGAGAAGGCAAAGGCUUCGGAGAUGGCCUCGUUUGUUCAGGCUAAGAGGGACCUGGGGUGUAAGGCCCCGCAGGUGACGGUGCUGGAAGAGGGGAUCAACAGUGAGACCAGAUGGGCCAAAGAGUUCUGGAGCCUUCUGGGAGGGAAAACCAAAUACAGAGGGGCCGGGGAACCAGAGGAGGAUGAGCUUUACGAGAACGGGGUGUGUGACUCUAACGGGGUGUACAGACUCCAGGGAGACAAGCUGGUGCCUCAUGAGGAUGCCUGGGCCUCCAUACCAAGCGUCUCCUUGCUCAACUCCAAAGAGGUCUUGGUAUUUGAUUUUGGCGGCGAGGUGUAUGUCUGGACUGGAAAAGAUGUGUCCUUGAGUGAUAGAAAAGUGGCUGUGAAGCUGGGUAAACAGCUCUACAGCGGCAGCUACGACUACAGCAACUGCAGAGUGAAUCCUUUAAAUGCCUCCUGCACGGAUAAAGAUGUGCCUCUACAGGGGGAGGGUCGUCCAAGCUGGACUCUGUUUGGCCGGCUGUCAGAACACAAUGAGACGGCCCUGUUCAGAGAGAAGUUCCUGGACUGGGCCGAAAGGAAAAAGGAGGAAGCAGCACAACUUGAGGAAGUCAAGAGCCCAGCCCACUGCACUGAUCGCACCUCCUUCGACUUGGAGCUGCAGCCAUGCAACGCCAAAGCCCUGCUGGACAACGAGCCAGACCCGGUGAAGACAGUCCUGGAAAACGUGGACGUCCAGCGGGGCCACGGCAUCGUGAGGGCGGACGAUGGCAGACAGGCGGAGCUCGCGACAGUGGCUGUUGAAGCCUGGCACAUCAAAGAGCAUGGGGAGGAGGAGCUGCCUGAGGAGAGCCUGGGACAACUGCACGAGGGAGAUGCCUACAUCAUCCGAUGGAAAUACUCCAUCACCACACUCGUUGGAAAGCGUCAGAAGCCUGGCGAGCUGAGUGCCGGGGCCCCUGGAAGAGAGAGGACCGCGUGUUUUUUCUGGCAGGGCCGUCAAUCCAGCGUCAGUGAGAAAGGGACUUCAGCUCUGAUGACAGUGGAGCUGGGCAGCCACAGGGGGGCACAAGUGUUGGUGACCGAGGGAAAAGAGCCUCCAUGCUUUCUCCAGCUCUUCCAAGGAGGUUUGGUCAUCCACAAGGGCAGCAGAGAGGACAGCGCCAACAACACAGAUGGCUGGAGGUUGUUCUGUGUCCGUGGGGAGGCAGAGGUGGAGGCCUCUCUGGUGGAGGUAGACUGUCAGCGUGCCAGUCUGCGCUCCCGUGCCAGCUUGGUGCUUCUUAAUGCCCAGAAAAGCAGUCUCUACCUGUGGCACGGCUGUAAAGCUCAUGUCAGCGCCCGGCAGGUGGCUAAAAGAGCUGCAGACAAAGUGACCCAGAGGUGCCCCUCUGAGUUAGGUCUGAGCAAAACAAGCAGCUUGAAAGUGGAGGAGGUGGAGGAAGGGUCUGAACCGACAGAGUUCACAAAGGCUCUGGGCCUGCAGGACAAGAAGGCGUAUGACUGCAUGCUGCAAGAUCCAGGGAAGUACAACUACACACCCCGGCUGUUUAGGCUGAGUGCGAGCUCAGGGGUGUUUGAGGGGGAGGAGAAGCUGUACUCAGCUCGGGUGAUUGAGGGAGUCAUGGCGAUGCCCUUCCUGCAGGAGAACCUCUACUCCGCACAACAACCAGCCCUGUUCAUGCUGGAUAACCGUAUGGAGGUGUACCUGUGGCAGGGCUGGCAGCCUGACGACACACAGUGCACAGGCUCUGCAAAGAUCCGCUGGAACAACGAGAGGAAGUGUGCCAUGGAGACGGUUCUGCAGUACUGCAAAGACAAGAACCCUCGGCGCCCCCCUCUGGCAUACUUGGUCCUUGCAGGCUGUGAACCCCUCACCUUCACAAACAUCUUCCCAUACUGGGAGAAAGACACCAGUAUCACCUCAAAGGAGAGCUCUAAGAACAAGGUGACCCUCGUGAAGGAGGCUCUGUCAAAGCUCAGCAAACAGCAGUACUCCAUCGAGGAGCUCACCAGGAAACCACUGCCAGAGGGAGUGGACCCUCUGCGUCUGGAGGACUACCUGUCUGACCAGGACUUCAAGACACUUCUUGAGAUGAGUCGAGUUGAGUUCAACGCCCUGCCAAACUGGAAGCAAAAGAACCUUAAGAAAAGCAAAGGCCUCUUCUGAACACUUUUGUUUGUUCAUAAUUCUGCCUCUUUUUUAUGUUUAAAGCAGCUUUUCUUACUUUUAUUCCAAGAAAAAAAACAUAUCCUUAUUUUUUUAAGGAUAGAGAAAAGCAGUUGUACAAUUUUGUUCAUGUUGACCUUAUUUUUUAAAAACCAAUCUGAUUUUUUUAUGUAUCACUAAAAUAUUUUAGCCAACCACUAUGUGCAAUUGUUAAUCUUUUUAUACAAGGUGUUUGCCUUGUAUGGUAAAAUACUUAACCUCCCAUUAUAAAUAUGUAAUAUACUCUUACUAAAUGUGUUAUAAUGUGUUCUUCAAACAGUGUCAAUUUGUGUGUUUGUAUGAAUAUUUUCUGUUGGUUUGAAAAAUGUGGGAGUUUUUUUUUCUAUCUAUUUCGCUGAUAUUAGAUGGUUCAGCACCCCCCUGAAUUUUCUGAGGUUUCCUUUAAAGAAACAUGCUCUUCUUUAAAAUCAUGAUUGUAUUAGAGACAUCUAAGUUAUCUAUCUUUGGUAAAGUCAACUAAAAUCCCUUAACUUGUCAAUUCUCUACUUUGAGCAUUCAAUUUGUCAUUAGACUGACCUGAAUAUUUUUUGGUACUGAAUACUUCCUGGUUCAUAUGAAAGCUGCCUGUGUGCUUGUGAUGACAGGACUAUUAUCAACUGGUUGUUUGGGACCAAAUGUGAUUGUUUCGUCUUCUUAUAAGUGUUGUUUUUGUAUUUGUAUGUGUCUCUGUGUGAGUGUGUACCAAUGUGCAACUUUAAAAGUAUUUAGUAUGAGUGCGUAUGUGAAGGAGGCAUCGAGAGAGGAACUAUGCUGUGUGAACUGCCUCUGUAGCUGGCACCACAAAUGUAAACUUGUGGCAUUUUAUGAUGUGUAAACCAAACUGUUGAUAUGACUGCCUGCUAUGCUGAAUUAAGCAAUUCUCUGCAUGAUACCCACGAAAGCAAUUUACCAACAAUUGUAUUCUUUUUUUUGCGACAUAUGCAACUUUUUGUGAUACAUUAUUAUACAUGGAGACGGCUUUUAGGCCAGCUGUAUUUCAUGGCACAUAAGGUUAACAUUGGUGGUAGGGAAAACGAGAUAAUAACACUCAAGAUUCCCUUCUGAAUAAAGUGUUUCUCAAAA